Messenger RNA from Nymphalis io (European peacock), 1802 nucleotides. Its product is annotated as glyoxylate reductase/hydroxypyruvate reductase. The record is from RefSeq and is a predicted model, not a curated record. Bases 454 to 1503 code for a protein of 349 amino acids. NCBI's taxonomy places the organism in Eukaryota, Metazoa, Arthropoda, Insecta, Lepidoptera, Nymphalidae. Gene Ontology annotation, molecular function: glyoxylate reductase (NADPH) activity; hydroxypyruvate reductase (NADH) activity; hydroxypyruvate reductase [NAD(P)H] activity. The transcript is spliced from 3 exons. Gene Ontology annotation, cellular component: cytosol.
UUAUCAAGUCAUACGUUUUACGCAACACACGCGGCUUAAUAGAAAUAUCUGACAUUUUAGUCACACUUGUUUGAUAAUUUGAAUAAUACUGAUAGUGUUAAGUGUAAAACCCACAUCCACAAAUAUCAAAUGAUUAGUUGCACUCGUUUCCAUACUGACUUCGGGUUCGGACACAUUUUUUAUUUUGUUUAUGUGUACUAAGCUCAAAUAUUAGACCUAUACUAUGUCUACUCUAUCAUUUAUUAAAUCAGCAAAAGGCAAAGUUAUUCUUGCUACAGUGGCGGCUUUACAUCUGGCAAUUUACGUAGUGAAACCAUCUUAUUUCAAGGGCAAUGAAGAUAAGAAAGGUUACGAAGCGCCGCCUAAGUAUCUGCCAUAGAACUGUACGACCUUGGUAAAUAUUUGUACCCGGAAAUUUUUCGCACACAAAAAAGAAAACAUUUCAAUUGAUUCAUGAUUUAUAAAACAGCCGCAGUUUCCGUAGCAAGUCUGCUUCGUAAAGGUUUGUCAAGUAACAUCACAAGAACAAUGAGUUCAGGAAAGUAUAAAGUAUAUAUCACUCGCUCUGAUAUGCCUGAAUGUGGUGUUGAUUUACUUAAGAAACAAUGUGAAGUUAAAAUGUGGAGCAAACCAUCUCCUGUUCCAGUUGAUGAGUUUAAGAAGUCAAUUUGUGGUGUUAAUGCUAUAUAUUGCUCUCUUACUGACAAAAUAAACAAAGAGAUUCUUGAUGCCGCUGGGUCGGAACUGAAAGUUAUAGCAACAAUAUCUGUUGGAUAUGACCACAUUGACAUUGCAGAGUGUAGGAAACGGGGUAUUAAGAUUGGGUACACACCAGAUGUAUUGACAGAUGCCACUGCAGAACUUACAAUGGCACUGUUACUGUCCACAUCCAGACGUCUCCCAGAAGCACAACAUGAAGCUAGAACUGGAGGCUGGGUAUCUUGGGCUCCCACGUGGAUGACAGGACCUGGCCUAGCUGGAUCUACUGUUGGCAUUGUAGGGUUGGGGAGAAUAGGCCAAGCUAUAGCUAAACGUAUUAGGUCAUUCAACCCCUGCAAGAUUCUCUACUUUAACCGCAGUGAAAAAAAGGAAGCAAAGGAAAUAGGUGCAAUUAAAGUCAGCUUUGAUGAACUUUUAGCGCAAAGUGAUUUUGUAAUUUGUUCUGCUGCAUUAGUACCAGAAACUAAAGAGAUCUUCAAUAAAAGUGCAUUUGAAAAAAUGAAACGCACAGCUAUUUUCAUCAAUACAAGUCGAGGUGGCACUGUUGAUCAGGAUGCUCUGAUUGACUCACUUAAGAACAAUACAAUAAGAGCAGCCGGUUUAGAUGUGACCACUCCAGAACCUUUACCAUUAGACAGUCCAUUAUUUAGACUAAGGAAUUGUGUUGUCUUACCACACAUUGGCAGUGCUACGAUAGAAACAAGGAACACUAUGAGUGAAUUAAGUGCUAAUAACAUACUAGCUGCUUUGAAUGGUGUUGACAUGCCUGCAGAAUUAAAGUAGCAGUGAAAAUUAUGAAUCUUGACAAGUAUAAUAUAUUUUUGUGUAUUUUACCAUAAAUAUAUGAUAAUAUAAUAAUAUAUUAUUAAAAUGAAUAUGUUAUCAUUUCAUCAUUUUAUGUUAUUUGCUGUAUAUAUUGUUACUACUGCUUAUGGAUGGAGUAAAAUAUUAUGCUAUGAGUAAAAUUCAGCUCAUAUUUCCUGGAAUUUACGAUCAUAUAAAAUAUUGAGAAGUGUGUACACAUUCUAUAAAAAAAACAUAAAAUGUUUUCUAAAACUUCCUGCAUUUUGUCAAACUACAUU